AUGCGGCACGGCGCGCGGUCGUCGGGCACCUUCUCGGCGUCAUGGAACGUGUGGAUCAUGGUCAUUAUUGCCGUCAUCCUCGUCUUCUUCGGCGCCUGGGCCAUCUUCUCCCCCACUAAUAGCGCCGCCGUGGAGGCAUUGGCAGAGGAGGAGGUGGAGGACGUGGUGGGUGAGUCGGAGCAGCGGCUGGAAGCUGACGUGAAAGUGGCAGCGGCGAUUCAGAGGGCGAAGAACCAAGCCAAGGCCAAGGACGUGGCAGUAGAGGCAGAGGCGAGCAGCGGGCUAGCAGAAGAGACGGGCGCUGAAGCCGCAGGGGAGGAGGACGAACAGGGGGUUGAAGUGGCGGGAGGCGAGGAGGGGGGGAGUGAGGAGGGGGGAGGUGAGGAGAGGGGGAGUGAGGAGGGGGGAGGUGAUGAGGGGGGCGAGAAGGAAGCGAUGAAGGGAGAGGGGGAGGAGGAGGAGGAGGGAGGCGGGAAAGAGGAGGGCAUUGUUGCUGGGGGGAAAGGAGGAAAGGGAGGAAGGGGAGGGGAUGGAGGGAAGGAGAGCGCUGAAGAGGCGAGUGAGGAGGAAGAGGAGGAGGGAGGUGGUGGAGGAGGAGGGAAGAAGGGAGGUGCGAGGGAGGAGGAAGCGGAGUCAGAAGGCGAAGAAGAAGGAGAGGAAGGGGGGAAUGUGGCUUCGAGGAGCAAGGGUGGAAAGGGAGAGGAGGCAGCAAGCGAGGAGGAAGAAGGAGGGAAGGGGGGGAAGGGUGUGCAGGGGAAGAAGGGAGGAGAGGGAGAGGAGGCUGAGGCAGUAGGCGAGGAGGGAGCGGAGGAGGGGGGAGAGGGCGAAGGGGGGAAGGCUGCUGGAAACUCCAAGCUUCUCCUCCAACCUCUCUGUCUACCUUUUUCCAACCUCUCCUCUCUCGUAUCCCAACCUUCCCACCCCCCUUCCCUCCCUCCUGUUCCUCUCCCCCCCUUGCUUCAGUUCUUCUCUGCUGAUCUCGCAGCGGUGGAAGCAGCGUGGGAUUCGGAGGACGCAGCAGCAGCAGACCCCAACGUGCCAGCAGCAGACCUGCGCACAGAGAGCACGAGCUCAGAGGCAGGCACGGUGGAAGCAGCGUGGGAUUCAGAGGAUGCAGCAGCAGCGGACCCCAACGUGCCCGCAGCAGACCUGCGCACGGAGAGCACGAGCUCAGAGGCAGGCAGUGGGCUCGAGACACAGGCGCGGGAGUCGGAGGAGGAAGCAAAACUGGACAUUCGGGAGGCUGCCACAAAGAAACAGGACAGCAAGCAGACGGAGGUAGGGGGCUUUGGUUUGUGUGGCUAG
This is a messenger RNA of Closterium sp. Yama58-4, 1305 nucleotides long. Lineage: Eukaryota; Viridiplantae; Streptophyta; Zygnematophyceae; Desmidiales; Closteriaceae. The record is from the annotation of a GenBank genome assembly.